Molecule: messenger RNA, 1283 nt
Organism: Pungitius pungitius (ninespine stickleback)
Lineage: Eukaryota; Metazoa; Chordata; Actinopteri; Perciformes; Gasterosteidae
Gene: sostdc1a
Product: sclerostin domain containing 1a
Exons: 2
Coding region: 89-736 (215 amino acids)
Biological process (GO): negative regulation of BMP signaling pathway; negative regulation of Wnt signaling pathway
Molecular function (GO): BMP binding
Source: RefSeq, a predicted model, not a curated record
AGCGCGUCGGUAUAAAGCCCCGGGUCUCCUCUGUCGUUCACCCAGCAUCAGCUCUCCUUCCAAGUCGGACCCUUACGUCUCUCCAGCCAUGCACCUGAGCGCGUGCGAGUCGUGCCACUACCUGCUCGUGCUCUGCGUCCUCCUGAGGAGCUGCCGAGCCUUCCGGAACGAUGCCACGGAGCUCCUGUUCCCGCGCGUAACCGUGCCGGCGCCGCCGGAGGUGCAGAGCAACGUGACCCUGAACCGUGCCCGGAACGGCGGGCGGGGAGCAGCCGGCGGCGCGCACGACCGAGGAGAGCGAGGCCAGAUCGGCUGCAGGGAGCUGAGGUCCACCAAGUACAUCUCCGACGGCCACUGCACCAGCGUCAACCCCAUCAAGGAGCUGGUGUGCGCCGGCCAGUGCCUCCCGGCUCAGAUGCUCCAGAACUGGAUCGGCGGCGCGUACGGUCGGAAGCGGUGGAGCCGCGGCCAGGACUGGCGGUGCGUCAACGACAAGACCCGCACGCAGCGCAUCCAGCUGCAGUGCCAGGACGGCACCGCGAGGACCUACAAAAUCACCGUGGUCACCUCGUGCAAGUGCAAGAGGUUCUCGAGGCAGCACAACGAGUCGGGAGGGAAAUUCGGGGAGGCGGCCCUGUCGUCGCCGCCGCAGAUCCCGCAGAAGCACAAGUCCAAGAGCAGGAGGCUGCCGGGGAAGAACCGGCUGAGCGAGAACUGGCACGACAGCGAACCCUGAGACCCGGGGGCGAGGAGUCCACGCGCACCGCGCGGGAGUUUUGUCUCGGUGACGUGGAGACACGACGUCCAAGGGCAUGCGGAUUAUCUUCUCAGAGUGACUGGGGCGUGAUGUGGGUGAAGCUGGUCCCCCCCCCCCUCAGCUGUGAGGGAGAGCUGCGGAGGGAAUGCUGAGAAGAGAAUGUGAACUGAACCGGGGUCCAAAGCCCACUGGAGUCCAGAACCGAGACACAUCGUCCUCAUAUAUGUUCCCAUAUAAUCAUUUUGUAUACAGAUGGACGUCUCACCAACACCAGCAGACACCAAACAACAUUUGUGUAAAUACUUUGUACAUAUAUCAACAUUUCUCACUUGCCUUAUACGGUCAUGUGUGUAAAAUUUUACUAUGUAAGAUUUAUGAUGUUUGAUGUAAUAUAUUUUCCUUGGCAGCAUAUGAUAGGAUAUGUUGGUUGGUAAGAGGCGUCAGCAUGUUGGUGAAAUAUGGAAAAAGAUUUGUCAUCAAUCAGUCUUGUAAUAACUAUAUGAAAUAAAUAUAACCUUUUAUCACA